Molecule: messenger RNA, 873 nt
Organism: Myzus persicae (green peach aphid)
Lineage: Eukaryota; Metazoa; Arthropoda; Insecta; Hemiptera; Aphididae
Product: dopamine N-acetyltransferase-like
Exons: 3
Coding region: 1-663 (220 amino acids)
Molecular function (GO): N-acetyltransferase activity
Source: RefSeq, a predicted model, not a curated record
AUGGAUAAAAUCAAAAAAGUUUCUUUUAACAUAGUCCCAAUUACAGAUAAUGAUAAAGAAAUUGUGCAGAAUUCUUUAAGACAGUAUUUUUUCCGAGAUGAACCUUUGAGUGCAAGCUUAGGGUUAAUAGAAGAAAAAGAAUCAUUAACAGAAUUUGAAAAUUUUUGUGUUGAUUUAAUAAAAUACGGAGUAUCGUUUAUGGCAAUAUCUGCAGAGACAGGUGAAAUGAUGGGUGCCGCGUUGAAUAGCACUGUUUGCAGGAGCGACGAAAUAAAAAAAUACGGUGACGAGAACAAAAGUUCGAAGUAUAAUGAUAUUAUGGUUGUCUUAGACAAAGCUGGACGAGAAACAAAUGUAUUUGGGCAGUACCCAAAUGUAGAUCGUAUGAUGGAGUUAAAGAUUAUUACGGUUAAUGAGGAAUAUAGAGGACUUGGGAUUUGCAAAGCCCUCAUCAACAAGUCUAAAGAGUUGGCAUUGGAGUUAGGGUAUCAAAUUAUGUACGUGGAGUGCUCCAGUCAUUUUACUGCAAAAGCUGUUGAAAGUUGUGGAUUUCAAUGCAUAUAUUCGUUGCGUUAUUUGGAUUACGUGAACAAGCAAGGCGAAGUGGUGUUCAAGACAAAGCCCCCCCAUAAAUUUCUCAAAAUCCAUGUGUUACUCCUCUAAAAUAUUUAAUAUUUACUAACUUAACCUAAUUAAAUUGGUAACAUGUGGAACCCAUAAAGUAUAAACGUUACAAUAAUUAUUGUACCACCGUAGAAGUAAAAUUUUAAACAACUUAUAUAAAUUAUUAAUGUAUACCUAGGCUGUACUUCGCAUUGAGCUUAAAGUAAUCAAUGAAAAUAUAUAAAUCUGCAGAUAUUGUGCAAUGAAUAA